Messenger RNA from Aspergillus lentulus, 1464 nucleotides. Its product is annotated as pyridoxal phosphate-dependent aminotransferase. Gene Ontology annotation, molecular function: pyridoxal phosphate binding; transaminase activity. Gene Ontology annotation, biological process: biosynthetic process; amino acid metabolic process. The record is from RefSeq and is a predicted model, not a curated record. Lineage: Eukaryota; Fungi; Ascomycota; Eurotiomycetes; Eurotiales; Aspergillaceae.
AUGUCGUUCUCCGGGCGUCGCUUGAGCAUUCUGCGUCCCUCUAACCGGCGGUUCUCCCUUGGAAAGGAAUUGUCCGAGAAUGAACUUCGUUCGGAAACCCAUCGUCAGUUCAGAGCCGCCCAUGAGGGUCACCGUCCCCACGCCGGUCUCGAUGCUUCCCGUGCCUCGACGGGUGUCGUCUGGUGUACAGAACGUGCAGUAGAACACGGAUACGCCGAGGAUCCGUCGGGGUGGGCGAACCUGGGCCAGGGCGCCCCCGAAGCCGACGAUGAGAUCGAGGGAAGCUUUCCCCGGCCUACCAGUAUCCCCAUCACAUCCGCUGCCCGCGAAUACGGUCCUACCGCUGGUAUCAAGCCUCUGCGCGCGGCAGUUGCCAGACUAUACAAUGAGCAUUACCGUCAAGGAAAGGAAAGCCAGUACACCUGGGAGAAUGUCUGCAUUGUCCCGGGUGGUCGAGCGGGACUGAUUCGAAUUGCAGCCAUUCUGGGCAAUUCGUACUUGUCUUUCCCUAUUCCCGAUUACUCUGCCUACUCGGAGAUGUUGACACUAUUCAAGAACAUCGCACCUAUUCCCAUUCCUCUCGCCGAAGAUGACCACUACCAUAUCCACCCCAACAAGAUUGCGGAGGAGAUUGCUCGCGGAACUUCUGUCCUCUUGACAUCGAACCCCCGUAACCCUACCGGACACUUUGUUUCGAAUGACGAACUUGCCCAGAUCCAGGACAUUUGCAGAGACCGCGCAACGCUCAUUCUGGAUGAAUUCUACGGUGGCUACAACUACACCACCGACUGUGAUGGUUCGACGAUCAGCGGUGCCGCCAACGUCGUCGAUGUCAACCAAGAUGAUGUUCUUCUGAUCGACGGUCUCACCAAGCGCUUCCGUCUCCCCGGCUGGCGUAUCGCCUGGAUCGUCGGUCCCAAGGAGUUCAUUGAUGCACUGGGUUCCGCUGGCUCCUACCUGGACGGAGGUGCCAAUGUGCCAUUCCAGGAGGCUGCCAUCCCUAUGCUCGAGCCUUCCCUCGUGCGCACGGAAAUGAAGGCGCUGCAGCGGCACUUCAGGGAGAAGCGUGACUACGUCCUGAAGCGACUGCACGAGAUUGGUUUCCGCGUCAAAGAUGUGCCCCAGGCCACCUUCUACAUUUGGCUCGACCUGACGUCCCUCGAACCACCUCUCCCCAAGGAGGCCAAUAUUUCUGACGGACUGAACUUCUUCAAUGCCCUUCUGACCGAGAAGGUCAUUGUGGUCCCUGGUAUCUUCUUCGAUUUGAACCCGGCAAAGAGAAGAGAUCUGUUCGACAGCCCUUGCCAUCAUUUCGUUCGCUUGAGUUAUGGACCAAAGAUGGAUGUCCUCAAGAUGGGUCUGGACGGCAUCGAGAGGGUGAUCCGGCGUGCUCGUGGAGAAGCCGUUGAGCUUCGGCCUCAGAUUGAUCCUCAGUGGGAGGAUGAGGUUGCCGUGUCGGAUUAA